Messenger RNA from Cotesia congregata, 1002 nucleotides. The record is from the annotation of a GenBank genome assembly. NCBI's taxonomy places the organism in Eukaryota, Metazoa, Arthropoda, Insecta, Hymenoptera, Braconidae.
GUUUCGGAGUUUGCCCAGGAGCUUGGAGGCGCGAUAGAAAAUCACGCGGCUAACGUCCGACGGAUCGUCGACGAGUUCCGCGGCAGAAGCAGCGAAUCUAGAAACGACGUUGGUGCCAACGGGAUCCGCCGUUUAUGGGAGAGUCUUUUGCGACAAGUGGAGGCAGACGCCGCGGCACAGCUGGACCUCGCGGCCGUUUUACAGCAGCAAAUUUCCCGGCCGGCCCAAGAAGCCUGUUUUUACCGGAAAAUCCAGUCACGAAAGGUGUUUGCUCAUCGUGAAGCGUACGAGCAAGUGGUGAGCAAGACAGAGGAGAAGCUGCAGCGUGCAAGGGUGGAUUACAAGCGCGCAUAUGGGGCUCUUUUGACCAUUAAUGAGAGCACUGCAAGCGAGCAGGAACAAAACAAUCUGAAGCGAGCUUACUUUGAUGCUCACAACGCGUACGUGCUCCAGCUACGUGCAACCAACGCAAUUGCCGAGCGUUAUCAGUUUCACUGUCUGCCAACUUUGCUCGGGGAAAUAGCUGAGGUUUACGAGGAACUUUCCGGACUUACAUGCGGAUGCGUUACCAGAAUUGCUGAAGCUGCUGGGGAGCGCGUCAGCGAACAGACCAAACGGUAUCAAACUAUCGUUAAAGAAGCUCAAAAUAUUUCUGCUCAAAAUGAUCUCCAGGUUAUUGCUAAGAAUCUCUCCAGCACUACUACACCCAAAAAACCACCGCGACGGCUGUUCGUGCCGCCAUCGCCGCCCGAGCAGGUUCCCAUGGAUAAAAUUAAUCAGGUCCCUGCCUUGAGGGAUGAAUUGGUACCGACUGGAAUCAACGGGCAACCCAAUCUCGAGGAUUUGCGCCGCGAGGCUGAUUCUCUUACUCUUGAAAUCGGGAGACUUCAGGAUUCUUUGGAUGCGCUCAUGCGAAUGCAACGCAAAAGCGCUGAAAGCAAUCUAUUCACAAAAGCCGCGGAGCUUCAAGAAGACAUUUCGAUGAAGCGAUUCGACUUAGGU